Molecule: messenger RNA, 3634 nt
Organism: Nematolebias whitei (Rio pearlfish)
Lineage: Eukaryota; Metazoa; Chordata; Actinopteri; Cyprinodontiformes; Rivulidae
Gene: prdm15
Product: PR domain containing 15
Exons: 23
Coding region: 1-3315 (1104 amino acids)
Cellular component (GO): nucleus
Molecular function (GO): protein binding
Source: RefSeq, a predicted model, not a curated record
AUGGCUGAACAGACGCCAGAUGUGUUCAUCUGGUGUGAGGACUGUGGCCAGUACCAUGACUCCGAGUGCCCCGAGCUGGGGCCCCUGGUCACCGUCCCAGACUCCUUCGUCCUCAGCCGAGCUCGAUCAUCUCUUCCUAACAGCCUGGAGAUCAGACAUGUGGCUGAUGGGGAGGAAGGGGUGUUUGUACUGCGCCGGCUGGUCAGGAGGACCCGGUUUGGACCCUUUGAGGCUAGGAGAGUCCCCGUCUUGGACAAAGAAGGAGCAUUUCCUCUGAAGAUCUUCCAGAGAAAUGGUGCUGUGGUGUGUUUUGACAGCAGCAAUGAGGAGGACUGUAACUGGAUGAUGCUGGUGCGACCCGCCACCGACCACACACACCAGAAUCUGACUGCUUAUCAGCAGGACGAUGGUGUUUACUUCAACACCUCCCAGGACGUGCUGCCAGGAUCAGAGCUGAGAGUCUGGUAUGGAGCUUUCUAUGCCAAGAAGAUGGAGAAACCCAUGCUAAAGCUUCCACUCCAGCCCCCACUGCCUCCUCCAGGCCCAGCAUCUUCAGCUGCUAAACUAAAGAGCCUGGAGGAAGGUGAAGUCUCCCUGCUCCAGGUGGCUGAGGAUCACCAUGCAGACAUCCCUCUAGGUCAUGUUGGCGAGGUGAAAGCAGCAGCCAACUCACUUCUACCCCAGGAGGGCCUGGGGGAUCACGACGAGGGUGAAGGGACACCUGCAGCUCAGCCAGUCCGCAGGAGAGGGCAUGGCCGAGGGAGGAGAAUCAGGGGGCGCAGGCUCGGAGCUGCUGCUGCCAGAAACAAACACAAAAAUGUGAAGCCUGGAGAGCAGGGUUUGGAGCCGGGGGCUUCAGAGGCGACACACAGCAGCAGACUGCUGGGUUCUCCAGACCGAGCUCCUGUCCUGAAGAGGCACAAAGUUCGAGAGCACAAGAGGGUCUACCGCUGCUCCCUCUGCAGCAAGGUGUUCCAGAACAGCAGCAACCUGAACAGACACGUCCGCUCUCAUGGUGAUAAGCUGUUCAAGUGUGAUGAAUGUGAUAAAUUAUUCAGCCGGAAGGAAAGUCUGAAGCAGCACAUCUCCUAUAAGCACAGCAAGAACAUGCCUGACCAAGACUAUAAAUAUAAGUGCAACAUAUGUGAGAAAUCCUUUCGCCUGGAAAAUGCUUUAAAGUUUCACAACUGUCGCACAGACGACAAGACGUUCCAGUGUGACAUCUGCUCGCGGUUUUUCUCCACCAACAGCAACCUGUCCAAGCAUAAGAAGAAGCACGGAGAGAAGCUCUAUUCCUGUGAAGUGUGCAACAAAAUGUUCUACCGCAAAGACGUGAUGCAGGAGCACCACAGGAGGCACAGUGUGGGACCAAAACAGAUGAAAAAAGAGGAGCUGGAGGCCAACGAAGAAGAAGGGACCAAGUACAGGAAGGAGCCGUCUCCCUGCCCCAUCUGUGGCAAAGUGUUCUCCUGCAGGAGUAACAUGAACAAACAUCUGUUGACUCAUGGUGAUAAGAAGUACACCUGUGAGAUCUGUGGCAGGAAGUUCUUCCGCGUGGACGUCCUCCGGGAUCACAUUCACGUGCACUUCAAGGACAUCGCCUUAAUGGAUGAGCAGGAGAGGCAGGAUUUCAUCAGUAAGAUCGGCAUCUCGGUGAGUGACAGCGACGAAACAGACGACGAUGACGAAAUCGAUCCUGAGCACCACAAGUACAACUGCAAGAAAUGUCAACUGUCAUUUGCAAAAGGCAAAGAAUACCUGAAGCACAUCACAGAGCAACACAAGGAGAAAGGCCACAGCUGUGCAAUAUGUAACCGACACUUUGCACUGAAGGCCACGUACAACGCUCACCUGGUCAUCCACAGAGAGCAGCUGCCCGACCCUGCAGUGCAGAAGUACAUUCAUCCAUGUGAAAUCUGUGGGCGGAUCUUCAACAGCAUUGGUAACCUGGAACGGCACAAGAUUAUCCACACUGGAGUGAAGAGUCAUUGUUGCGACAAAUGUGGAAAAUCGUUUGCGAGGAAGGACAUGCUGAAGGAGCACCUCAGAGUUCACGACGACAACCGUGACUACCUGUGCGCAGAGUGUGGCAAAGGCAUGAAAACCAAGCAUGCUCUGAGGCACCACAUGAAGCUUCACAAGGGCAUCAAAGAAUACGAGUGCAAGGAAUGUAAUCGCAAGUUUGCCCAAAAAGUCAACAUGUUAAAACACUACAAGAGACACACAGGUAUAAAGGACUUCAUGUGUGAGCUGUGUGGAAAGACCUUUAGUGAGAGAACAACUUUAGAGACGCACAAACUCAUCCACACAGUGGGUAAGACGUGGGUGUGUACAACAUGUGAUAAGAAGUACCUGACGGAGUACAUGCUGCAGAAACACAUCCACCUGACCCAUGAGAAGGUGGAGGCCCAGUCCUGUCACCUCUGUGGGACCAAAGUGUCAACCCGCGCCUCCAUGAACCGCCACCUGCGACGCAAACACCCCGACGUGGCUGUGGUCCGGCUGGAUGAGUUCGAUGACUUUCAGGAGAACGCCACGCUCAAUGACUCGUCUGUCAGUAUUGUUCAGCCCGCCCUGUCCCUAGAGAAAGAUGGCGUGUCUCAGGAGCGCCCCGUCCGAUCUUCCCGGCAGCUUAAGAAGAAGCAAAGAGUUCCAGUGGAGCCGGAGCUCUCCGAGUCCGAUGAGUAUGUGGAUUUCAUCGAGUCGAGGCACCAAUCCUUGUCUGAAUUCAGAACCGUUAUCGUCGGAGACGAGACGGAGACGAGCUCUGCUGUGCAAAGCAUCCAACAGGUGGUAGUCCUGGCUGACCCCAGCGCUCCAUCAGCCCCCUCCCCCAACAAUUCAGUGGGGCUGACCAACAUCACCGUCACACCCAUCACCAGCCACGCCUCUGCCCAGUUCACCAGUCUGCAGCCUGUUGCCGUGGGCCACCUGACGGGCAGCGACCGGCCCCUCACUUUGGACAACUCCAUCCUCACUGUCACCUUCGACGCUGUAAGUGGCUCCGCCAUGCUCCACAAUCGGCCCACAGAACUCAUCCCAGAGACGGUGGGGCCCACUAGUGGCGCCGCGCCGCAAUCUGUCGCCCAUUUCAUCAACCUCACCACUCUGGUCAACCCCAUGAGCCACCAGCUGGAUGCCCCGACGCUGGCCUGGAGGCCCAUACCAACUGCUGAGGACCAGGUCACCUCUGUGGUGGAUGGUGCUCAGGGGGAGGGUUCUGUGGUUCAGGGUGCAGAGCCUGGGCAGAGCAGCCAGUGUCAGACACUCAGCACCCAGCAGCAGAGCAGCUCACAGCAGAUGUUCAGCUACUGAGCAACACCAGGGGGUGCAGGUCACCUCCCACACACUGUAACACUGAUCUGAUUACCCUGAAGAAGUCCAUGUGAUGUAUUUAUUUUUAGUUUUCUGUUUUUAUAGACACAACAAUAAUGUAUGAAAACGUUAGAGAAAUGGCACCUGGAUCCAAGAUCCCCGACCUGUCGAAACCAAAGCACCGUCUGAAAAUCCCCACGCUUUACCAGCCUUUACAAACAUGCAUGUUUUCAGAGCAAUCUGCUGUGAAGAAAGAAGACGAGACGUUUUAGUAGAAAGAUGAAUUUUGUGAUUACGUUUUGGUUCUAACAGGUCCACU